Messenger RNA from Caenorhabditis bovis, 657 nucleotides. The record is from the annotation of a GenBank genome assembly. NCBI's taxonomy places the organism in Eukaryota, Metazoa, Nematoda, Chromadorea, Rhabditida, Rhabditidae.
AUGAUGGCCAUAUCAUAUCCGUCUCUAAUAUGCAUCCUCGACUUCCUCUUGUGCAUCCAUCGCUUCUCAGUGAUGUUCAUGGAUUCCGAAUUCUGGUCGACUCGAAUCCGAUGGAAGGGACCCUUAAUAUUCCUGAGCAGCUUACCAUUCAUCUUAUUCAUCGCCACCGAAUCAUUGGCCUACGCGAUGAACCAAUUCGGAAUUGCCGGCAGACGUGAUCGUCGUGCUAGCAUUCCAUUGAUGUGUUUCGCCUAUGAGCUUACUAUUAAAUCGAGCCUUGGCAGUUUGACUUUUAUUGGCUACCUCGUGAUAUUGAUGAAAGUGAUCGGUCAGAGUAGGAGGGUCGGCAGGACGAUCGAUUUCACUGUUAUCAGACAAGCUCUUCCGAUUGCCAGUGUUCAAUUUGUUACUAAUAUAUUGCUCCUUUUCUUGCACAUGGGCAAUUCUCAAGGAUUAUUGUCGUUCGGAAAAGUGUGCACAGCGAAGUACGCCUUCACUCAGCUUCUUUGCAUCGUGGUCCCAUUCUCAAUAAUUCUCGGAAAUCGAAAUCGACGCGAGAAAUUCGGCGAUUUCGCAAUUUGCUGCCGAAUCGUUCAUCGAAUUCGCCCUGCUGAUUAUAAUUCAACUAUUGAGACAACAUUUAAUUCUACUAAUUAG